Messenger RNA from Xylona heveae TC161, 1632 nucleotides. RefSeq names its product general substrate transporter. The coding region runs from base 1 to 1632 and encodes 543 amino acids. Gene Ontology annotation, molecular function: carbohydrate:proton symporter activity. Gene Ontology annotation, biological process: transmembrane transport; carbohydrate transport. The transcript is spliced from 3 exons. Gene Ontology annotation, cellular component: membrane. The record is from RefSeq and is a predicted model, not a curated record. NCBI's taxonomy places the organism in Eukaryota, Fungi, Ascomycota, Xylonomycetes, Xylonales, Xylonaceae.
AUGGCAGUUCCCAAGUAUGGCGGGCUUUCCGGAAAGCCCCUCUCGUUGGCCAUCACUUCGGUGGCCACCACUGGAUUCCUUCUCUUCGGUUAUGAUCAGGGUGUCAUGUCUGGUAUCAUCUCAUCUCCAGUCUUUAUCAAGCUCCUUCCUGCUUUGGGAGGCGCGGGUGGCCAGGACGGUGCUGUUAUGCAGGCGCUGGUGACUGCUAUAUAUGAAAUCGGAUGUCUUUUUGGUGCCAUUUUUGUGCUGGCCUAUGGUGACCGCCUGGGUCGCCGCAAGGCUGUGAUUGUCGGUGCUAGCAUCAUGAUUAUCGGUGUCAUUAUCCAGGUCACUGCAAUGGCUGGCUCUGUCCCAUUGGCACAAUUCAUUGUUGGUCGAGUCGUCACCGGUGUUGGCAACGGCAUGAACACGAGUUCCAUCCCGACAUAUCAAGCGGAGUGCUCGCAUGCGCACAAGCGUGGUCUGCUCAUUUGCAUUGAAGGUGCCACAAUUGCUUUUGGCACCCUCAUCUCUUACUGGAUCGAUUUCGGUGCCAUGUACGGGCCUCCCGACCUUACUUGGCGAUUCCCUAUUGCGUUCCAGAUUUUCUUCGGUCUCUACUGUAUUGUCGGCAUGCUUUUCCUUCCCGAGUCCCCUCGCUGGCUCAUCUCUCGUGAUAUGUUUGAGGAGGGCGAGAGGGUCAUUGCGGCAAUUAAUGACCGUGAGAUCAACGACCCGGAUGUUCAGGCUGAGAAGCGCAUGAUCAUUGACAACAUUGCCCUUGCUGGCGCUGCUGGCAAGACCCGCUACCGGGACCUCCUUACUGGUGGAAAGACGCAGCACUUCCGCCGACUUCUCUUGGGAUCUUCUUCACAAUUUAUGCAGCAGGUUGGUGGUUGCAACGCUGUCAUCUACUAUCUGCCUGUGCUCUUCGAAAACUCGGUGAAGAUGGAGCGUACGCUGGCUCUCCUACUUGGCGGUGUCAACAUGGUCAUUUACUCCAUUUUCGCCACUCUGUCUUGGUUCCUCGUCGAGCGGGUCGGUCGUCGCAAGCUCUUCCUUGUUGGCUCGGUUGGUCAAUGCGUGGCAAUGGUCAUCACAUUUGCUUGCUUGAUCCCAGGUACUAAGGAAGCUGCCAAGGGUGCCGCGUUUGGGCUCUUCUUGUUCAUGGCUACUUUUGGAGCCACAUGGCUGCCCCUGCCGUGGCUCUACCCUGCUGAAAUCAACCCCAUCAAGACCCGUGUCAAGGCCAACUCUGUGUCGACCUGUGCCAACUGGAUGUUCAACUUCCUCAUUGUCAUGGUCACUCCCAUUAUGAUUCAGGGCAUCGGCUGGGGCACCUACCUCUUCUUCGCUUGCUGCAACUUUGCCUUCAUCCCUAUCAUCUACUUCUUCUACCCCGAGACUGCUGGCCGCUCUCUUGAGGAAAUUGACUUCAUCUUUGCUAAGGGUCACCUCGAGAAGAUGAGCUAUGUGCACGCCGCCCACCAGCUUCCCAAGCUCAACCAGGAAGAGAUUGAACGCAAGGCGGUCGAGUACGGCUUCACCAUGGACGAUGAAGAAGCUAAGCUUGACAAGCUCGAGCGUCUGGAGAACCAGAAGGAGGAAGAUAUGGAUGAGAAGGACCGCCGCGCCUCUCAGGCCACUUCUUAA